Messenger RNA from Haliotis rubra (blacklip abalone), 730 nucleotides. RefSeq lists its product as uncharacterized. The transcript has 2 exons. Bases 74 to 730 code for a protein of 218 amino acids. Lineage: Eukaryota; Metazoa; Mollusca; Gastropoda; Lepetellida; Haliotidae. The record is from RefSeq and is a predicted model, not a curated record.
UAUCAUUUAAUGUAUGCUGCAGAUUAUUCUCAAAGGUUGAAUUAUAUUGAUAGUUUCAGAAACAUCACUUGAGAUGGCAGACCUACCAAGAAAAAGAGUCAGUACAUCUUACAAAAGAUAUAUCAAGGAGCACACUGGAAAAGAGGGUGUCCCACCAAGUUCUAAAAGAGCAUUCAUGGAAAGUUACAACAAGGUUAUUUCUCAUUUGCCUAGCUCUUCUGAUGUUGUUGAUAACACAAAGAGCCAGCAAACAGGGACUGAAUCAGUGUUAUUUGAAGAUGAGGGAGAGUCAUCUCAGUAUCAGUCUGCAGAUGAUGAUAUGAAUCGGCCUAGCUACCAUGCAACAAGUGAAGGUGAAGGUGGUAUUGGAGGAGCAACUCCGUUGCAGCAUGAUUCAACAUCAGGACAACAGUCACAUGUGCUAGAUGAAAUUGCAAGCAAGAUUCAGGAUUUUCAGGAAAUGAAGUACAGCAGUGAUGAUGAUGACAUGCAAGAAAUCAUUAUUCUGGAGGAUGACUUUCAUUCAACAUGUUCAAGCGAUGAAUUUGGUUUCGUUGAUGAUGAACUGUCAGAAGAGGAUUGCCAAAACAGUGAAGAUGAGGAUUUUAAUAUAGAGUCUGAUUUCAAUAGCUAUAUUUACAAGGGUUCACAGAUAACCUUAUCUGUCAGCAUACUACUGAUUCUGGCCUUUGCAACCGCGGCAUUCUCUUACAUCGGAUGGGAUAACUGA